AUGAUAGAAUCGUCGGCGUGGAGUUCGAAAAAGGACGAGACUAUAUAUAAAGCGGCGGGUUCAAUACAUCUGCGAAAGUACGGGCAAUUCUUUGAGAAUCUAGCCAAACAGACAUGGAAGAAAGACUCUACGCUGGAGUAUUUCAUGGAGGGACCGCUUCGGCUUGUCUACAAGCCUGUCGAAAAUAUCAGCUUGAUAAAUCUAAUAGAAAUGGAAAACAAAUACUUGUCGAAGUUACUCGCGGCUGUCGCCGGUACCUGCCGAGAGAUCAGACUGCUCGUGAUGGAAGCGAAAACAUUUUAUAAGAAGUUGGUAUGGACAGUAGCGCACUUGACGACAGAACAGCUAUCUAGUCUGGCGGGUGAUUCUAAUGAUAUUUAUUUACCUGUGUUAAUAGAGCACUUUAUCGACUUGUUCAUAAUCGUUCUGACGUUAGACGAGAUCGUCGAGUCCCAACCAUCGCUGUUGGAACAAUGGAAGAAAUACAGAAUGAACGUGCGCUCUAUUAUGCACAAUCCGUUGCAGUUCGGUUUAAGUGAAUCCAAACUGCAUACGUUCAACAAGUUGUUGAAAGAUCUACAGGAGAACUUGCUAAAGAAGGUUCUGUUUGCCAAAACAAUUGAACGUGUGAUGGAUGUAAAUAAAGGAUCCAUAAUGAGCGAGCAGAUCGUUAAUUACUUGAAACACUUAAUGGUAGACAUAGAGAAUAAGCCGAAUGACUAUGUCUCGCUGAAUAAAAAUUGGAUCAAAAUAAACGUUGGCAUUGUUGUGACAACAAAAUUAUUUGGCACUUGCGAUAGAAGGUUGAUCAGAAGGGUGCUCGAAAAUAAUAAAAAGUUUUAUGCUGUAAAUUUGAUUGGAAAUGUUAUAUGGAUUCCGAGUAAAUUUCUGAGUGAUUUUUUGCCGAAAGAAGCUGGUAAUGCUGUUAGUCAGCAAAUAGGAGAGAAGAUAUUGUGCUUGAGGAUACAGAAACUUUCUCAGACUGUCAAUAGCUUAAUUCACAAAGCGGUAACAUGGUGCAUCGAAAUGCAAAGUAUCCUGAUGAAAACAAGUCUCCAGAUUUCGGACAUUGGGCAGAAACAGACUUUGCUAAUCGAUUUAGUUGCUUUGUUGUCGCAGAUCAAAGAAAUUGUGUCUUUUAUAAUAAAUAUGCAUGCAAUUCUUAUUAAACCAAUGAAUCGUAUCACUGUUCAAUUAAUUUGCAGAUUGAUAGAAGUACAAAAGUCUCUGCAGACUACAUUUUACAUACUGGGACCAGUUAUAGUGCAGUCACAAAGUCAAGUAUUACAAUAUUUGAGUUAUUACAUUUUAAUUACAUUGGAAACCGCUCGAAAGAGUUUAAUUCAGAAGGAUAAAGGUUACAGCAAAGAAAAACUGGAUGCAUUGUCACUAGUUGGUUUAAGCAUGAGAUUGUUAAAUGGACCACCAAGUGCAGAUAGAAGAUUGAUAAUCAGAUGUGCUCUAGCCUGUGCUAGUCAAUUAACAGAUACCUUUAAGGAAGAAGAUAUGAUGAAAUUGAGAUUUUCAUUAAACAAUUAUGAUACUGUCGCUGAAUUGCAUAGUAUUAUAACGGAUACUUGUGAUUACUCUAUAUUACUGUAUCAUCAGAACAUAAUACCAGCCUAUUUCUCUUCCGUAAUAGACAGUAAUUUAAGUAUAAAUCACGUAGUUCAUUUAUUUAAUGCAUUUAACAGCACCAUUAGCGAACAAGAGGGAUUAAAUUUAAAACACAAAAGAAUUACACAGUUGAGAGAAAUGUUAACGAAAAAUAUAUUGGAACCUGUUUGUCACGAGAUUGAAACUAAUCUGAGACUUCAUGUUCACGCACAUUUAAAGUUAGAUUCUAUAAAUCCGUUUAAUAUCGGGGCAAAAGAUGGUGGAAGAAUAGUACGAGCAUUACCUCUACCUUUAGCGAACAGUAUGAUAUAUGCUAAAAGAUUCAUUGAACAUUACCUCGAUGACAUGUUUUACAAUCUCACCACAGUGGCACUACACGAUUGGAGAACGUACAGAAUGAUGCAUGCCUUGGCACAUUAUAAGUUAAAUCUGGACACUGUACAAAAUCAUUUGCCAACGCAAACCUUGGAACAAGGCCUGGACGCUUUGGAAAUUAUGAGGAAUAUUCACGUAUUUGUUUCAAAAUACCUAUACAAUUUAAAUACUCAAACCUUCAUCGAACAUACUAGCAACAACAAGCAUUUAAACACCAUUGGUAUUCGACAUAUAGCGAAUUCCAUCAGAACGCAUGGGACUGGUAUCAUGAGUACAACAGUUAAUUUCGUGUAUCAGUUUCUUCGUAUAAAGUUGCACACGUUUUCACAGUUUCUUUUCGACGAGCACAUAAAAUCGAGAUUAAUGCGGGACAUAAGAUUUAUCAAAGCUCAACGGGAAAAUGGGACAACGCUAUACACGUACGAAAGAGCAGAGAAAUUUCAAAAAGGAAUUAGAAAACUGGGCAUGACACCCGAUGGAUUGAGUUAUCUAGAUCAAUUUCGACAAUUGAUAACUCAGAUUGGAAAUGCACUGGGAUAUGUACGAUUAAUUAGAUCCGGUGGAUUGCACGCUAGUUCAAACGCCAUUUCAUUUCUACCAAACAUCGAUUCGUCCGUACCAUUCGAACUAAUGUGUAAAAAUUUGAAUUAUAGCACGACCACUCAAGCAGCGGCAAAGUGUUUGGAAAAUGAUAUUGCAAAUUUAGUGCGAAAUUUCACAGAAGGAAUACAAUACUUCAAGCUCCUUGUUGACGUAUUCGCGUCCGCUUUUCGAGACACUGCGUCACAUCAUCUGCAACAAUUUUAUGCCAUUGUACCUCCAUUAACGUUAAGCUUUGUGGAUAAUUCGAUAUCGAAUAAAGAGAAAAUGUUCAAGAAAAAUCAAACGGGUGCAGCUUUUACUGACGAUGGUUUCGCAAUGGGAAUCGCCUAUAUAAAUGCCCUAUUAGAUCAAUCGUCGGAAUUGGACAGCUUACAUUGGUUCAAAACAGUUGAGCAACAUAUAAGCGCUGAACAACGGGCUGCAGAGAGUAAAAAUGUUCAGGGUGAUGAAAAGUUGCAACAAACAAGGGCAUUAACGUUAAAACGCUUAGGUGAAAGGAGUGCUGAAUUUCAAUUGCUCUACUAUAGUUUAUCUGGCGCUAGAGUGUUUUUUAAACAGUCUGAUACGUAACGUACCAGGUGGUAUUGAAAAUUCCAUAAACUGUGUUGUUGAAUUAAUUAAUUAAAAAUGUGAUUGAUGAAUAUUUUUGUUUCAUAUUUUUCAUUGCUAAUGUAUAGAGAAUGUCAAAUUGUAUAUUAUAAGAUACUAUUGUGCUUUAUAAAAAACAGCUCUAAAACAUUUUAUAUGCUAUAAAUUUAUUUUCAUAAUCCUUUUGUAAUUUGUAUCAUAUGCGCAAUGAAUAUUCGUGCAGCCAACCAAUUUGGACAAAAACUUUGUAAAACACUGUUUAUUUACGACAUUCUAACAAACAAAAGAUGUGUAAAUUUUCAUUCUAAACAUUUUUUGGAAUGCGUACACAUUUUUUAUUCAUUAAAGUGUUUUAAAUGAAUAAAGUUCUACGACAUUUUUGUCGAAAUUGGCUGUAUUGAAUACUUUUUUACAUGCAUUGUAUAUUACAAUAAUGAGAAAAUAAAAAUACAGGAUAAUGUGUCAAAUGAGUUUGAACUUAUUAAAGAGACACUAAAAAUUACAUCAUUUAUUUUUAUAUAUUAAAGUCCAAUAUUUUUAGCUUUGUUCUCAUGCUUGUAGCAUAUACUGUAUUUAAUUAUACUUAUUUAUAUAUAAAGGUCUUCUACACCAACAUUAUAUAUAUAUAUACACACACA
Messenger RNA from Heterotrigona itama, 3821 nucleotides. The record is from the annotation of a GenBank genome assembly. Lineage: Eukaryota; Metazoa; Arthropoda; Insecta; Hymenoptera; Apidae.